AUGAAGAGGAAGAUAAGUAGUGUAAACACUCUGUACCAGCAGAGUACAUCAACACAGAUUAAGUUUAACAGAAUCGACUUGUUACGUGUUCAAAUUCCUUAUGAGGAUUCGUUAGUCGUCAGUUUGACAAUAGCAGAAUGCCUGGUACGACGAGUCCUGAUUGAUCCUGGAAGUAGCGUGAAUGUUAUGCCAAGGGACACGUUCGAUCAGCUCGAAAUAAAACCCGAGAGGCUAAAGCCUACUGCAAAUCCCUUGCUAGGGUUUGAUGGAAAACGGGUUGAACCUAUCGGGUGGAUUUACAGAGUUCAGGGUGUUCCCUCAACUCUGCACCAGGUAAUGAGGUGCCUGGGGCCUGACGGAAAUAAGAAUGGAGAUGAGGAGCCUAUGGACCUAACUGAAGAGCCCCUUGCUAAUGUGAAGAUCCACUAUGACAGGCCAGAGCGAACAACCAGAGUGGGAAUAAGAUUUGCCGAAGAAGAAAAACGUCAUUUAGACAUGCCUGGAAUCAGUCCUUCUGUAUCCUGUCAUUCCCUUAACGUUAAUCCGACCGUGAAACCUAUAAGGCAGAAGCAGAGAAGGUUCACCCCAGAACGCAACCAGAUUAUAGCCGAGGAAGUUGAUAGGUUACUUGAUGCAACAUUCAUUAGCGAAGUACAUUACCCAGACUGGGUCUCAAAUGUUGUCGUUAUGCAAAGAAAAAUGACAAAUGGCGAGUAUGUAUUAACUUUACCAAUUUAA
This is a messenger RNA of Cornus florida, 738 nucleotides long. RefSeq lists its product as uncharacterized. Lineage: Eukaryota; Viridiplantae; Streptophyta; Magnoliopsida; Cornales; Cornaceae. The record is from RefSeq and is a predicted model, not a curated record. The transcript has 4 exons. The coding region runs from base 1 to 738 and encodes 245 amino acids.